AUGUUGGCCGACAUUGCCUCGGAUUUUAAAGUAGCAACACCUGGUACCCCUACCUCAGCAUCUUUAGAAACUUCAUCAACAGAUGCGGAAUCCUCUACAUCCGCAUCGUCAACCGAAGAUAUGAAUGCUGAUCCUGAGCCUACAUUUGUUCCGACGCCUGUCGAUAUUGAGAAAAGGCUCAAGGCGCUUAUGCCGGAAUUCCUAUCAUAUGGAGGCCAAUUGGCACCUAGAUCCAAAUCAACACUCAGCAACAAUCCCACAUCCAACUCUUUGACAAUUGCUCAGCUUUUAGCAGCAGGAUUGCAUCUUGGUCAUAGUACUUCUCUUUGGAACGUGGCGUCAAUGCCUUUUGUCUUUGGCGUUCGUGAAGGCAUUAGCAUCAUUAACUUGGAACAUACCUUAACACAUCUUCGUCGUGCAUGUACUGUCACAAAGGCUGUAGCUCGUCAAGGAGGCAUCAUUUUAUUCAUUGGUACGCGUGAUGGAGUGAAUAAUGUGACGAUUGAUGCUGCAAAAUCUUGCAAUGCCUACUAUGUCGCCUCCAAAUGGUGUCCUGGCACUAUUACGAAUGCUCAGGAGAUUGUUGGACCCCACACGCCUCGUUUGCCUAACGCUCGCCCAGGUGAACUGGCCAAGCCCUUCCGUCCCGAUUUGGUUAUUGUCCUGAACCCGAUAGAGAACAUGAUUGCGAUCAAGGAGGCUACUCGAUUCCACAUUCCUACGAUCGCCAUCACGGACACAGAUGUCGAUCCUCGCAUUGUCUCUUAUCCCAUUCCAGCUAAUGACGACUCAGUACGCGGCGUGGAGCUUAUUGCUAAAGUUCUAGCUGAGGCUGCUAAGGAGGGCAAUGAGUUGGCUCUUGAGGCAUCCAAGAGGCAGUCAAAGCAGAGGAUCGAAGGUCGUAUGGAUCGUAUGAAGGCAUGGGGCGCCCGUGCAUAA
Molecule: messenger RNA, 939 nt
Organism: Lobosporangium transversale
Lineage: Eukaryota; Fungi; Mortierellomycota; Mortierellomycetes; Mortierellales; Mortierellaceae
Product: ribosomal protein S2, flavodoxin-like domain-containing protein
Exons: 2
Coding region: 1-939 (312 amino acids)
Biological process (GO): translation
Cellular component (GO): mitochondrial small ribosomal subunit; ribosome
Molecular function (GO): structural constituent of ribosome
Source: RefSeq, a predicted model, not a curated record